AUGCAGAAUGCUCCUUUCUUUGUUACUAAGCUUGCGGUGAAAACAUUGCCAUGUGUCAUACUCUUCAGGAAAGGAGUAGCAACGGAUAGAGUGGUCGGGUUUCAGGACUUGGGGGGAAAAGAUGAUUUCUCGACUAGGACUCUUGAGAUUCUCCUGGUGAAGAAAGGAAUAAUUGAGGAGAAUAAACGGGAGGAAGAGGAUGAUGAUUAUCUCGAAGGUCAACGUAGAACAGUGAGAUCAUCUGUUAAUCAUGAUUCUGAUUCUGACUAA
Messenger RNA from Striga hermonthica, 270 nucleotides. The record is from the annotation of a GenBank genome assembly. Lineage: Eukaryota; Viridiplantae; Streptophyta; Magnoliopsida; Lamiales; Orobanchaceae.